Nycticebus coucang (slow loris) is the source of this 5658-nucleotide messenger RNA. It is a transcript of the gene RCCD1, whose product is annotated as RCC1 domain containing 1. The transcript has 8 exons. The record is from RefSeq and is a predicted model, not a curated record. NCBI's taxonomy places the organism in Eukaryota, Metazoa, Chordata, Mammalia, Primates, Lorisidae. Bases 512 to 1636 code for a protein of 374 amino acids.
UUGGCUGGCAGACUUAAGCCUGGCGUUGAGUUCCUGCGGCUGUCCCACACAAGUGGCUGGCAAAGUCGGCCCCUACCCAACCCGUGAGCUCAGGUCUCCAGUGUCCCUUAAUUGGUUCCAGUCUGAACUCCACUGCCGCGGCAGGACCAUCUGGUCCAAUCUCGGCCCUGGUUCCGCGCGCACGGAAGUCUCCAGCCAGUGCACAGGCCUGGCCGCCGCGGCCCAGCGUGAGUCCCUCGCAGGGUCAGAUGGAGCUCGGACCUGAGAGGCCGCCGCGUUGAGCGAGCGCAGACCGCGCGGUGACGUCCCUGUCCACGUCGGCGCCUGGCCCCCGGUGGACCGCUGCAGCAGGCGGACGGGCGACCUAUCCGCAGGCGGCCAUUCUGAAAGGGUAUAGCGUGCAAGAUCCAGAUCAAGAUACAUACGGCUGGGACCUGCCAGGGUUCCUGCCCUACUCUUGCGCCCGUGGCGGCCCCAGCUAGGCGACUGCCAACAGAGGCGCUGUCGGGACAUGGCCGGGGAGCGGCCAGGGUCCUGGUUCGGUUUCGGCUUCUGCGGCUUUGGCCAGGCGCUGGGCUCUGGCCACGUGCGUCCAGUGUGCAGCCCCCAGCCGCUGCCGGCGGGCGCCGACACCUGCCAUGUGAGCGCGGGCUGGAGCUACACGGCGGUGGUGACCCGAAGAGGCUGCCUGGAGUUGUCAGGCUCCACCAGUGGGGCCCAGGGCGGCUGCAGGGACGCAUGGGCCCAGGAGGGGCUCCUCGUGGUGCUGCGUGAGGGUUCAGGUCCCGGGUCGGGGGCCUUGCUACAGGCCUGGACGCCUGGCUCUGCACUGCGCGGGGAGCCCCUGUGGGCUCAGAAGGUGGAGGUUGAGGGGGAAGAAGCAGCGGCCUGUGAGGCCCAGGCUGGGAUGCUGCCUCUGCUGCCGGAUGCCUGUUCCUAUGUCAGCCCGAAGCCACCCUUCUACCGAACUCUGGCCCCAGAGCUGCUGGCACGCCGGCUGGAGCUGGGUGCUGAGCACGCUUUGCUGCUGGGCUCCACUGGCCAGGUGUUCUCCUGGGGCGGAGGCAGGCAUGGACAGCUGGGCCACGGGAGCCUGGAGGCAGAGCCAGAGCCAAGGCUGUUGGAGGCACUGCAGGGCCUGCCCAUGGCCGAGGUGGCCGCAGGUGGCUGGCAUUCUGUGUGUGUGAGUGAGACUGGAGACAUUUAUAUCUGGGGCUGGAAUGAAUCAGGGCAGCUGGCCCUGCCCACCAGGAGCCUGGCAGAAGACAGGGCACCAGCUGCAGUGGAGGGACUAAAUAAAGAUGGUUCUGAAGUGAAGAGAGCAGCCAUGGGUGAGGAUGGCGCCCCGGCCCCCUUCAUAGCUGUCCAGCCCUUCCCAGCUUUAUUGGAUCUGCCCCUAGGCUCAGAUGCAGCCAAGGCCAGCUGUGGGUCCCGGCACACAGCUGUGGUGACACGAACGGGGGAACUCUAUACCUGGGGCUGGGGUAAAUAUGGACAGCUUGGUCACAAGGACACUAUCAGCUUGGAUCGGCCCUGCCGUGUGGAAUACUUUAUAGAUAAACAACUCCAAGUGAAGGCUGUCACCUGUGGCCCCUGGAACACCUACGUGUAUGCUGUGGAGAAAGCAGAUUGCUGACGUCCUUGUGUGUCCAUAUGUAUAUAUGAGACACCUGUGAACUCCCCUUCAAGUCAAGGAAAACCACUGCCAAUCCCCUCCCAUCACAAUCCUCUCUUCACCUUAUAGCAAAGUCCUUAGCGCCUCUGUACUUGAGAAACACCUGGGGAGCAUGAAAAUUCAGAUGCCCAAAUCCAGCAUCUCAAACAGUGAGAUCAGAACCUCUGGAGGCGGGGCCUAGAUAUUGGUAAAGUUUGAGCUCCCCACACCUCUGCUCAGGUGAUCUCUAUGUACAGCCAAGAUUAAGAACAUUCUGGCUCAGUGCCCCUAGCUAGUGGUUAGGGCAGCAGCCACAUCCACCUGGGCUGGCAGGUUCGAAUCUGGCCCAGGUCUGCUAAACAAUUGACAACUAUAGCAAGAAAAUAGCCAGGCGUUGUUGUGGGCGCCUGUAGUCCCAGCUACUUGGGAAGCUGAGGGAAGAGAAUCACUUGAGCCCAAGAGUUUGGAGGUUGCUGUGAGCUAUGAUGCUAAGGCACUCUACAGAGGGCAACAAAGUGAGACUCUGUCUCAAAAAAAAAAGAUUGAGAACAUUUAAGGUUAUAUCAGUUGCUUCCCUGUUUGCAUUCAGACCUUGAUCACCCUUGUGUGCAUUCCUUACAUGACUUAGUCUAGUCUGUCUACUUUUGAGUAUUCAGUAAAUGGAAUCAUUCUUUUGUGUCAUUUUUCACUCAGCAUUAUAUGAUUGCUUCAUGUUGUAUCCUGGAGUUCAUUCACUUUUACGCCGUAUGGUAUUCCAUUAUAUGAAUAUACCUUAAGCUGUAUUUUUUUUGAUAGUCAUUUUUAUUUUUACUAAUUUUUGAACAUUACUUAUAAUACUCUCAUGGGCAAACUUGUGCACAAGUUCUUCUACAGAACAUUCAGAGCUGUACUGGUUAAGUCAAGAAUUACUUUUAUCUUUACAGGGCAACUUUGUGUUCCUACCAGCACUGGGGGGUUUACUGUGCCUCAAACAUCAAGUGGAUCACACUGGCUUUAAUCUGCAUUUCCCCAGAUACUCCUAAGGUUGAGGAGCUUUUCAUUUCUUUAUUGGCCACUGGAGUUUUUCUAUUGAGAAGUGACUAUUCCUACUUUUCUGUCCUUUUAAAAGUAUUUUUUCAUAGCAGUUUGUCUUCAUUGUAUUAUAUAUUGUAAACACAAGUCCUUUGAUAGUUAUGUGUUUGAAAUAUCUUCCAUGUUAUAGAUCGUCUUUUCGUCUCUUUUGGUGCUGUGAAGUUCUGUUUAUUGCUUACAUGGCGCUUACUCUGUGCUCAAAGUGCUGUGCAAAUACAGAGGUAUUUCGAUGAACACAGUUCUUAAUGUAGUCUACUUUAUCAAUAUUUUUCUUAUAUUUUCUUAUUUUUCAGUAAACAACAAUUUAUAUUUGCAUAUAAGUAUGUCUAUGAUUAAGGAAAUUUUCACUGACUUUAGGGUCUUUUAGUUACUCUUCCUAUUUUUUUUAGUGGUAAAAAAUACUGAAUAUUUACCAUUUUAGCCUUUUUUCUUUUUUUUUUUGAGACAGAGUCUCACAAUGUUGCCUUUGAUAGAGGGCUGUGAUGUCACAGCUCACAGCAACCUCAAACUCAUGGGCUUAAGCCAUUCUCUUGUCUCAGCCUCCCGAGUAACUGGGACUACAGGGGCCCACCACAAUGCCCAGCUAUUUUUUUGUUGCAGUUGUCAUUGUUGUUCAGCUGGCCCAGGCCGGGUUCGAACCUGCCAGCCUGGGUGUAUGUGGCUGGCCCUGUAACCACUGUGCUACGGGUGCCGAGCCCCAUUUUAGCCAUUUUUAAGUAUGUAGUUAUACAUUCACAGUGCUGUGCAAUUGUCACCACUAUGUGUCUCCAGAACUUUUUCAUCAUUCCAUACUGAAACUGUGCCCUGAAAUAAUCUUAACUUGCCUCUUCUCACUUCCACCAUUCUUCCUUCUGUCUCUACAAAUUCAACUAUACUGCAUACCUCAUCUCAGUGGAAUCCUAUAGUAUUUUUCUUUUUAUUACUGGCUUAUUUCACUUAGCAUAAUGUCCUCAACAUUCAACUAUGAUAUAGCAUGUACCAGGAUUUCCUUUCUUUUGAAGGCUGAGUAAUACUCCAUUGUACAUUUGUAGACAGUUACACAUACCACAUACCACAUUUUGUUUAUCCCUUCAUCCACAGAUGGACAUUUAGGGUAUUUAUACUUUUUAGUUGUCAUGAGUGAUGCUGCUAUGAACAUGGAUGUACAGAUAACUUUUUGAUUCCCUGCUUUCAAUUCUUCUAGGUAUAUACCCAGAGUGCCACUGCCCAAUUAUGAGGAAAUUGAUUUUAAUUUUUUUUUUUUUUUGUAGAGACAGAAUCUCACUACUGCCCUCAGGUGGAGUGCCAUGACAUCAUACAGCUCACAGCAACCUCUAACGCUUGGGCUUACCAAUUCUCCUGCCUCAGCCUCCCAGGUAGCUGGGACUACAGGCGCCCACCACAACGCCUGACAAUUUUUUUGUUGCAGUUUGGCCAGGGCUGGGUUUGAACCCGCCACCCUUAGCAUAUGGGGCUGGCGCCCUACUCACUGAGCCACAGGCCCCGCCCACAGCUGUACAGUACAGCUGUUUUCUGCAGAGACUGCAACAUUUUACAUUGUUGCAUGAUCAGAGAUGUGAGAGAGUCUGCAGCUUUGCCACAGGUGUGAGCUCGCUCCUGCAAUGUUCAUGGGCCCAGUGAAAAAUGACUACACACACAAAAGAUGGCCUGUAGCAAAGAAACUUUAUUUUGUGCCACCUUAUAUACAUUGGUGGUCAAGUAGAGACUUAAUCUAUAAACUUUACUAUUACCUAAAUCUUACCUAACUUACUCUAUCUAAAAUUAACUUCUGGGUAAAUAAAUAUCAAAUCCCCACAUUAAUACAAUUUCUUCUGUUUUUUACAUUCCUCUUAGACGUGUCAAUUUUAACUACAAAUCUGAUUAAACAUAACACAGAAACUACAAGGGAAAUGAGGAAGUGAAACUCCUCAUAAGCACAUACAAUUUACCCAGCAUGGCUUUAUGGCUUUGUUUCUCUAUAGCACAGAGACCUUUAGGCUCUUUGCGACAUUAUGUUUUCACAUAUGUCAACCUCAGAUCCAUGACUCUAGGAGUGAGGCUGUAACACCUGUGACCCCCAGGUCUGACAGAAUGCAUGACUUUAAAGUCAUUGUUCCUGGAAUUUCAUCUCCAAGGAAAUAUGCCCUGUGUAUGCUCAGGGGAGCCCAGCUCUCUGUUCAGCUUUUUUGCUGUUUGCUUCUAUGUUAGCAAAAGCAAAUUAACUCUUACCAGGCUCACUUCAUGUGCUUCAUGUGGGGAGCUCUGUCACCCCACAUACAUUCCCACCAGCAGUGCACAAGGAUUCCAGCUCCAUCACAUCCAUGUCAACACUUAUGUUUUUUUUUUUUUUGAGACAGCCUCAAGCUGCCCCAAGUAGCUGGGACUACAGGUGCCCACCACAAUGCCCGUCUAUUUUUUGGUUGCAGCCAUCAUUGUUGUUUGGCAGGCCUGGGCUGGAUUCGAACCUGCUAGCUCAGGUGUAUGUGGCUGAUAGCCACUUGAGCCACAGGUGCUGAGCCAACACUUACGUUUUUUGAUGACAGCCAUCCUAGUGGUUUUAAUUUGUGUUUCCUUAGUGAUUAUUGAUAUUGAACAUCUUUGCAUGUGCCUUUGGCCAUUUGCGUAUCAUCUUUGAAGAAAUAUCUGUUCAAGCCCUUUGCCACUUUUUUCACAUUUAUGAUUUUAUUAUUCAAGAUAAGUGGUAUUUCUAAUGAAGCAUAAACCUUAGCUUUAAUUUAUAAAAAGAUGGCAGAUUAAAUUCCUGAUACUAUAUUGUGAACUCAACAAAGAGUAAUUAAUAUACAAUGCAAAAAAACCUUCAACUGUUCCUAUCCUAAUUAUGUUUUCCUUUUAUCAUGGGUUUAUUUCACUUAGUAUAAUAUCUUCAAGAUUUACCUAUGUUGUAGCAUGUGUCAGAAUUUCCUUACUAUUAAAAACUAAUAGAUUCCACUGUA